Manis javanica (Malayan pangolin) is the source of this 1723-nucleotide messenger RNA. The record is from RefSeq and is a predicted model, not a curated record. NCBI's taxonomy places the organism in Eukaryota, Metazoa, Chordata, Mammalia, Pholidota, Manidae.
AUGGAAAUCUUGAACAGGAGACCAGAGGAGAGCCAGAUUAUUUCCUACAGGGGUUAUCCUUGUGAAGAGUAUGAUGUUAUCACAACAGAUGGUUAUAUCCUCAGAAUUUACAGGAUUCCUUCUGGAAGAAGAUGUUCCAGAACAGCUCCAAAACCUGUUGUGUAUUUGCAACAUGGUUUAAUUGCAUCUGCCAGUAACUGGAUUUGCAACCUGCCCAACAAUAGCCUGGCCUUCCUUCUGGCAGAUAGUGGUUAUGAUGUGUGGAUGGGGAACAGCCGGGGAAACACCUCCAGAAAACACUUGAAAUUUUCACCUGAAUCGCCAGAAUACUGGGCCUUCAGUAUGGAUGAGAUGGCUAAAUAAGACCUUCCAGCCACGAUAGAUUUUAUUGUAGAGAAAACUGGACAGGAGCAACUCUACUAUGUGGGCCACUCCCAAGGGACCACGAUCACUUUCAUAGCAUUCUCCACAAUUUCAGAGCUGGCUAAAAGAAUUAAGAUAUUUUUUGCAUUGGCUCCAAUCAUCACAGUGAAAUAUACCCAAAGUCCUUUGAAAAAAUUAACAGCUCUUUCCAGAAGAAUAGUCAAGGUGUUGCUUGGUGACAAGAUGUUCUAUCCUCAUACACGUUUUGAGGAAUUCAUUGCCACGAAAGUGUGCAACCGGAAGCUAUUUCAUCAUAUUUGCAGGAACUUCCUGUUUAUUUUGAAUGGAUUUGAUCCAAAAAACUUAAAUAUGAGUCGUUUGGAUAUAUACUUGCCACAGAUCCCUGCGGGGACAUCUGCUCAGAAUAUUCAGCACUGGGCCCAGGCUGCUAAUUCUGGUCUAUUCCAAGCUUUUGAUUGGGGAAACCCUGAUCAGAACAUGAUACACUUCCACCAGCUUACACCUCCUUUAUACAAUGUCACUAAAAUGGAAGUUCCAACAGCAGUAUGGAGUGGUGGACAGGACCAUGUGGCUGAUCCCAAGGAUGUUGAGAAUUUACUCCCCCAAAUUUCCAGGCUUAUUUAUUACAAAUAUAUUCCACACUACAAUCAUGUAGAUUUUUACCUUGGACAGGAUGCACCCCAGGAAAUUUACCAAGACCUAAUUAGAUUGAUGGAGGAAUGUUUGCAUGAUAGUAAUGUCAUCCACUGACUAAGGUGACCCCUCCAAUAAUUCUCACCCCUUAGUGCUCAUGCGUCUGUGUCAUCUUCCUCCCUGGAGUCCCGGAAGGACCUGAAACUUGCCUCUAGCCAACAGAAUAGGCAAUGGUAAUGGAAUGUCACACUCUUGGUUGGAUUAUGUUGACAGCAAGAUGAUGGGAUGUCACUCCCUGACUACAUUAUAUUAUAUAAGAAUCCGUCUAAUAAGACCGGAGCAAGAGAUAUGCCUUGUUGGCUUGAUGAGGUAAACAGGUGUGUUGAGAAAGCCACAUGGCAAGUAGCUAUGUGUGGCUUCUACCAUCUGCAGGGGGCCUCCAGUCAACAAAAAGCUGGGACUCCCAGUCAUAUAACCACAAAGAGAUAAAUUCUGCCUAAAACCUGAAUGAGGUUGGAAGCCCAUUCUUCCCUAGGAAAACCUCCAGUUCAGAAAGUAGGCUGGCCACACUUUGAUUGCAGCCUGGUGAGACCCUGAGUGGAGGACCUAGCCAUGCCACACCCAGACUACUGACCCAUAGAACCAGUGAUAUAAUAAAUGUAUAUGGUUUUAAACCACUAAGCUUGUGGUACUUUGUUAUCAGCAA